Molecule: messenger RNA, 1333 nt
Organism: Spodoptera frugiperda (fall armyworm)
Lineage: Eukaryota; Metazoa; Arthropoda; Insecta; Lepidoptera; Noctuidae
Exons: 1
Coding region: 76-1212 (378 amino acids)
Source: RefSeq, a predicted model, not a curated record
CAAUUAAAUGACAACAAUUCAGUGAAACAUUGUCAACGGUAGAUUUAAUCCAGAUAUGUGUAUAUUUUCGACAAAAUGUCCACAAAAGUAACCAGUUUCGCUCUAAAGCACUCAAUUGACAACACAUCGAGGACUUGCAAAGGAACAAACCAUAAAAGUGAGAGACCCCACAGACAUGUACCCAAGAAAAUUAUCACGUCGAAGAAACCAACAGUUUGUACGGAAAGCAAAAGUUGUUCGAGCUGCGUCAGUAGCAAAUGCGCUGCGAAACCAAAGAAGAUGACCAAGUCUGAUCCAACAGUCACCAGGAAGGCACAACACAAUGUCGUGGACUAUUGCCACAAGUGUGGAGACGGGAAGAGUAACAAUGGGUCUAAAGAGAAGGUCGUAUCCAUCCUCAGUGCUGCAAACGUUAAAUGUGUGAGGAACGACAACAGUGUGAGGAAAGCCGCCAGGAAACCUUCCAAACCAGUGCAGCAAUACUACAAGAACGAGAACUUCCACACGUACGAGGAAUCUGUUCACGAUACAAGCAAUAACACAAAGAAGAACGCCUCACUAGAAACUAUAAGAGAAGUAUCAGAGUUACAUGCCACACUAUCUGAAGACUCAAUAUUCAGAGUGUUUUCUGACUCCGACGAAGAUGUAACAUACAUAGAUACGAAUAACGAAGAGACUAUUAAAAAGCUAAAGGAAUUCCGACAGAAAAAUUACUUCGAAUGCCAUUCAGCACAGUCCAGAAUCAAAUCCAGAGUGAGUGCCACGAGUUUGAAAGAACACAAAUGCGUCUACAGAUUUUAUUUGAACGAGCGAUUAUUUCCAGUUCCAUUGAACACUGAUUACAACAAUAAGGUUCGAUGUGUGGAGUGCCAGCUACCAAUGGAUGUUAAACAGGAAUUGACAGGAGACAAAAUUAAUGGGACCAUUCAAGCAAAGGUUAAACUUGGUUCAGGAGACGCCCAGGAUAUGCUCCUCCUGCUUCCAGUUAAAGAUUCUCUUAUUAUCGAAGAGAGAAGAAAGGAGAUGAAGCAGGACAAUGAGUAUGUUUACUUUGGAGUUGUAAAACUGUCUGCUGAUGGGAACUCCAUUUUUAGAAGAAAUUUGCCAGUCAAUUCUUUAGCACUGAAGUACCAGAAAGGCUAUCAGGAAUACCAGGAUAGCACCAACUACAGUUACCAGGAAAUCAAAAGUGAUGACAUUAUAAUAAUUUAAGAAAUUUUCCAAGUUCUGCUUGUCGCUCGUUGGCUAUAAAAUUGAUGUUGUUCCAUGGUGUUACUAAGAUUAGGAACGGAAUUUUGGGAUGUGAAGCAAAGGUAUUUUGUUUUGUUCUAUA